Messenger RNA from Schistocerca gregaria, 2344 nucleotides. Its product is annotated as solute carrier family 22 member 1-like. The coding region runs from base 54 to 1061 and encodes 335 amino acids. Gene Ontology annotation, biological process: transmembrane transport. The record is from RefSeq and is a predicted model, not a curated record. Gene Ontology annotation, molecular function: transmembrane transporter activity. Gene Ontology annotation, cellular component: membrane. The transcript is spliced from 6 exons. NCBI's taxonomy places the organism in Eukaryota, Metazoa, Arthropoda, Insecta, Orthoptera, Acrididae.
UGCUGCCGCUCUUCAUCCUGGCAGUAUCCCUCGUGUCAGCCGCAUCUGGGCCCAUGGUGGAAUCGGUCUUGUCUGUUGGCUUGGAGCUGACUGAUGUCAAGCACCGCACUGUGAUCAACUGCUGCGCAUGCUGCAGCACGGCCGCUGGAGUGAUGCUGGCCGGUCUGGUGUCUUGGGCGCUGCCCAAUUGGAAGUAUUCCGUCUCGUUUGCCGCCCUCAGUUGCUUUGCGCUGUUCUUCUUCUUCAGGUGGUUCCCCGAGUCUCCACGCUGGCUGGCGUGCAGGGGUCGCGAGCAGGAGGCGCUGGCCGUUGUGCGUCGCAUAGCAGCCACCAACGGCUCCACGGUGCCCCCGUUCGCCCUGCAGGUGAUCCAGACCGUGGGCAAGAGCAAGACAGACAGGAGGGGCUUCCUCAGCAUCUUCUCCAGCUUUAACCUCGUCAGGAACACGACAGUCCUCGUCAUUGCCAGCUCGGUGCACCUGCUGGCUAUGUACUCACUGGUGAUAGCGGUGAGCCGACUGAGCGCGAACCCUUUCCUGGGGAUAGUGGCGCAGGGAUUAGCCAAGCUGCCCGGACACUUCAUGGUGAACUACUUUGCGGCGAGGUUCGGUCGUCGUUGGUCCAGUGUAGGGAGUGCACUGUUGGCUGCACUGGCCAGUCUCCUCAUCUUCUGCCUGCUGACUGAACACAUCGAGGGCGCAGCCAUCGUGAUGGCGACCAUGCUGAUGCAGUUCAGCACCGUCGCUGGUAUUGGCAUGGUCAACCUGCAGAGCAUCGAGUUGCACCCCACGUGUCUCCGCCAGAUCGCAGCGUGUGUCGAGUUUGCCGUUGCUGGGAUUUCCAUGUCUUCCCUGCCCUACCUGGUGCUGAUGGAUGACAAGCGCAUUCCCUUCGCCAUCCUCUGUGCCCUCGAGUUGAUGGUAGCGUUUUCUGUGUCGUUCCUGCCAGAAUCUGCGUUGCAGCGAUUGCCAGAGACGUUAAGGGAUGUUGCCGUCUUUGGCAGAGGGCAACCCUACUGGAGCUGGAAACCAAAACCAGCCCUUCAGUACGCCACAGGAUAAAGGAGUUCCAGAACUUCCUUAUAGUGUAGUUCUACACUGGUCAUAGUGUAGCAGCUGACAUGUGAAUGCGACGCUAGCAGCCUACGACUUCUGUUUGCUGACAUCUUACAUGGCUUGCUUGGCCUGCUAUGAGUGAUUAACAGUGCAGUUCGAACAUUUUUCUAGUCUGUAAACAGUAGCACGAAAACUAAGGCUGACCAGGAUUAUACUAUAAAUUCACUCUCUUCUGCAGCUAGCGGCUCCUCAGAAUCGGUUUUCACAAGACACAGGCAACAAUUACUGGACGAACUACUUGCGGGGUCCAUCUCCUCGUCCAUCUCCAUGGUUUCUGUGUGACCAUUUAUGACCGCCCUAUCCAAUAAACGCUACACCAAACUAAACCGACAGAGAAACCGCAAAUACUGGGUCUCCAAAGAAAACAAAAUUUCACAAUAGACUAAAACUACACGCUGCACAACUAACAGCCUUAAUCUGAGGACUAAUCCUGUUAUUCCAAUGUCACCUUGAUUUUACCUCCUUAUACCCACACCUUUAAUUUUAACACUCCCCCAAAAAUGAUACUACUCAACUCCCCUCACUGUCUGUAUCCACCUACUACCUCCUCCCACCUGUUACACCUACAAGCGCUCCACAUCCAAUUCCAAACAAAAAUUUAAUCGCCUCCCACAACCUGCCCACGAAAUCCCAUCCAGAGAUCUACCCAUCCUUCCAUCUUUAACAGAAGUCUCUUCUGGCUUCCAUGUGUGUGUGUUACAGUUUGCAACCCCAAACCACUUUUCUGGGUCCUCCUCCUCAACUCUUCACUCCACAUUCUUUCGAAAACGCAUUUAAGCAGGUGAAAUGUUAAACAGAAUUAUUAUUGAGAGUGGUGUAAUUAUAUAUGGAUAUAAACGCCACCUACUCUUUGCAUACAUUUAGUAAAAUGAAGACCGCCAUUUAAAGGAUUUUUUAAAAUUUUUUAAAUUAAAAAACAGCAAAUAUCAGUAUUUAAAUUACAAUCUGAAAUAUACGACAGCUUGUUUAAUAAUUUUAAAAAGACGAAAAUAUUUUGUAUUUUUAAAGUUUUGUUAAGUGUUUAUAUGUUUUUUGACUGUUGUUCCUCAACAGCACCAAUGUAAAAUAUAGAUCUGGUGCUCUAAGUUCGUCAAUGUUUUUAAUAAACAUAGUAAUCUUCUCAUUAUUUUUAUCUUCAUAUUCUUACACAUUGUUAUAAAUUCUUGAUGUUGUGGUUGACAUAAGCUUUUUGAAUAAACAUACAAGUGAGUUCUCUUAUUCCAGUUCAA